UGGGAAGACAAACGCAUCGCUAGACAACGGGUUGUUUCUUCUAUACUAGUCAGAAACUAUGGGUGUAGAAAAACAGGUUUUAGCAGAGGGAGAUGGAAAGACUUUUCCCAAAGCAGGACAGACAGUAGUUGUUCAUUACACAGGAACACUGACCAAUGGUAAAAAAUUUGAUUCUUCAAAAGACAGAGGCAAACCUUUUGAAUUUAGGAUUGGACAGAGUCAGGUUAUCAAAGGUUGGGAUGAAGGGGUCAUGACGAUGAGUGUUGGAGAGAAAGCCAUCCUUACUUGUUCACCAGAUUAUGCCUAUGGUUCUAGUGGUGUUGGCGGAGUAUAUCCUCCCAAUGCCACGCUAGUCUUUGAGGUGGAACUCUUGGGACUGAAGUAAUUGUUGAGACUCUAAGAAGUCAUUACCUAUGUACCUCCACUAAUUAAGUGCUUGUAUACUCAAUGUAGUGUAGUUCUCCGUAACAUACGUUUGGCAUUUCAUACUUUGGUUCACUUUCUCUGAUUCAAUGAAGCCAAAAUGGGUGCGAUACUUAAGAAGGAAAAUCUUCAGUGUAUCAAUACUAGUAUAUUCAUCUCAUGUUUUUGACAAUUUUUUUUUUUGAUUUAUAUUUUCUUCACUUAUACAAGAAACUUAUGUCUUUUGUAUGGCAAAUUUAGAUUAUUUAUUGUAUGAAAAAUUUGAAUUAUAUAUUGACUUACAAUGUGAAAAAAAUUUAAUAUGUUGUGCAAAUAAAGUAAGAAAUGUUCA
Saccostrea echinata is the source of this 754-nucleotide messenger RNA. RefSeq names its product peptidyl-prolyl cis-trans isomerase FKBP1A-like. Gene Ontology annotation, molecular function: peptidyl-prolyl cis-trans isomerase activity. The transcript is spliced from 7 exons. Lineage: Eukaryota; Metazoa; Mollusca; Bivalvia; Ostreida; Ostreidae. The record is from RefSeq and is a predicted model, not a curated record. Bases 59 to 385 code for a protein of 108 amino acids.